AUGUAUCCGUUUUCUGAUGCCACUACCAUCACCUCAACAGGUACACACACGUAUACCGCGAACUUUCCAAAAGAUUACUGCAUUGGCUCAGCACAGCUACACUUUGCUACAACCUUGGCCAAGCAGAAUCAACCUCAUACCAUGUCAAUGCAUCUGGAGUUUCUCAGACGUACUAGUAUUGGACCUGCUCUGUUCAACGUCAGAGAUGUGAAGAUAGGCCGAGGCACUUCGGUCAUUCAUGUCACUCUAUUCCAAGANGGGGGCGACCGCGAAGAAGUGGCUGCCUACAUUACGAACAGCAAUCUUGCCACAGAAGAAGGCACUUCUUUCCCUACAGGCUGGAAAUUGGAGCCCGCGCCUCCUCCCGCCAAUGUCUCCGCACUGAAAUCUGGCACCGAUGAUACUUGGAAAGAGCAGAAAUCCAUGCCUUUCGCCAUCUUCCGCCGUGCAAGCCAACACGUCAACUUCUACUUCCCUAGACAAGGUCAACGUAUGCGCAGUCUAGCGGAUCAAUGGAUGUGCUUCAGCAAUGGCGAACGUUUCACCAACACCAGCCUGGGCUAUGUGUCCGACAUGUUCCCUCAAAUCCUCGAGAGCUAUCGUACAGGCAGCGACCCAUAUGCUGUUGAGCCUCUACGUGACGCCAAGGAGAUCAACGAGCUGGCCUCUCAACAAAAGGGCUUCUCUUCCGCCUGGUAUCCCACUCUGCUGCUGAAUCUUGACAUCAAGAAAGUUUUACCUGAGGAAGGUGUCGAGUUCUUGUUCCUCAGAGUUCGCGCAAAGCAGAUCAAGAAUGGCAGGUACGACCUGGAAGUUGUCAUCAUGGACGAUACUGGAGAUAUCGUUGCGCUUAGCCACCACGUCUGCAUGGUCAUGUCGGCCCAGAGGAAUCUGCAGGCAAGAUCGAAGCCGGCGGAAAAGCCGAGCAAGCUCUGA
Messenger RNA from Aureobasidium vineae, 936 nucleotides. NCBI's taxonomy places the organism in Eukaryota, Fungi, Ascomycota, Dothideomycetes, Dothideales, Saccotheciaceae. The record is from the annotation of a GenBank genome assembly.